AUAUAUUAUUAUUACUUCACAAUUACGAACUCGUAAUUUGCAAUUAAACACUAUCAUUUAAGCAUAACAGGAUUUCUUAACUAUAAUAAAUUUAACGAUAAUAAAUUGCAAAGUUUUACUUACAUUAUUGUCGUUAACAUACAGUAACAUACAUAGCGUAUGCAGUUCAAAUUGACAUUAAUUUUUUUCAGAUCAUAACUUCAAACUUUAGUUUGAAGUCGUACAGUGUCACAUUGUGUAUUAUACAAAGCAUUAUCGCCGUUUGCUCGUCAACGUAUUAAAAACUUGUGCAGCAGUUGAACACGCCAAGCAAUGCGCAAACCGUUUCACGUGCCCUGUUAUUACACGGGAGUAGUUUCGUGCAUAUAAAUACAUUGUAUGUUCUUAUUAUAGAGAAAGAGGAAACAUCUGUCAUCAAACAUAUCAUGUUCGUGCUUCUAGUCCUAUCCAUCUGUCGUCCCGAAAUGCGAAACUGCUCAUAACGGUUAUCCUGUGAAACUAAUUACAAAACUCACGUCAAAAAUGAUCCGGAUGAGCAGCCACGCAUAAGCCAUUCAAAUUCAAUGAAUGCAACAAAGUUGAUCGAGUACUUCCUGUUAAAGCACCAAUUUUCCACUUUCAUCAGUAACAACGCAUUAAAAUUUAAUUUCUCGCACGUAACUUCUAUAUAUUUUAUUAUUUCACUAAUGCUAGAUUCUCAAUUUAAGAAUUUAAUUUACUUGAUAUCUGAUAUCAAAAUCAGAUAUAAAUCGCUGUUCGCGUAGUUAGCAAUUUACGCACUGCUACUGCUUCAGCAUGACAGUUCUAUGUCCUGACACAAGGUGGCUAGUAGCCUCUUCAUUACACGAAUCGAUUCCACCGUGUAAUUAUCUUCAAUCAACAAAAAAUCGCGCAGCUCUUUCUGCUAAACUUCAAACUACAAGCAAACUACGACCGAAUCACCGAAAGUGAUUCACCCACGCAGACGCGAGAACAUGCAUACAAUACAGGCAAGUUUCGUCGCGGUUUCGUACGUCAGUUGUGAUCACGCAACCACCUGGUGAACAAGUAUCUCCUGCACAAGAUCCGAAUUGCUUCUAGCACUGAUCUGAUGACUACUAUGUACGAGCGCGCGGAUCUGUGUAACUCCAAUUAUGAGAAUGACAUACGAUACACCGUGCAAGUGCACAGAUUGAUUCUGAGCUUGAUCGGAGUGUGGCCGAUUCUGAAAAAAUCUAGAUAUCGACAGACACUCGUCAAAGGAGUCAUCAAGAUCGUGUGUUGCUUCCUACUCUCCUUCAAUCUGAUACCGUGGGCGUUGUACAUGUUUCUGAUCGUGGAUACGUUGACGGGCAGACUCAAGAUGCUCGGUGCGCUCUGCUUCUACAGCAUGGUGCCUGCCAUGUACUACGCGCUCAUGUUACGCGAGGAUCGUAUCAAGGAAUGCGUGAGACACGUGGAGGAAGAUUGGCGGAACGUCCGGGACGUGAACGAUCGCAGAAUCAUGCUGGACAAUGCGAGAGCCGGCCGCUUCAUCCUCAUCUAUGCUACGUUGUUUCUGUUCACCAGUGGCUUCAUUUAUCGCCUGAUCCAGCCGAUCGCUCGCGGCAAAACCGUCAUCGGGAACAUCACGAUUAGGCCACUGGUGCAGAGCAAUUAUUACAUCUUCUUCGAUCCACAGCAAAGCCCUGCUUACGAGAUCGUGUUCUCGCUACAUUUACUGACCGGCAUUAUUAUUUAUGCUGUAAUGGCCGCUGUGUGCGGAAUCGCCGCGCUGUUCACCAUGCACGCAUGCGGGCAACUCGAGAUGCUGGCCGCAUGGUUGGAGAACUUGUCGAAUGAGGACCAACGGCCGAGAGAUUGUACAUCGGCUCAAAAGCUCGCGAUGAUUAUCAUGCAUCACGUGAGGAUACGUAAAUUCGUAGAUCGCAUACAAGACAUUAUAGGAGGAAUGUGUUUUAUUGAAAUUAUUGAUAGCACUUUGAUAUUAUGUCUCCUAGGAUAUUAUGUGAUUACGGGAUGGGAACGUAACGAUGCACUCUCAUCUCUGACGUAUUUUAUAAUGCUCAUCUCAUUUACGUUUAAUAUUUUUAUAUUGUGUUACAUUGGAGACGCUUUAAGUACUCAGGGCAGUAAAGUACAUACAACUUCCUGCACGAUCGAUUGGUACUGUCUAUCUAACAAAGAAGCUCGUUACCUUAUCCUAAUAAUUGCCACGGCUAGUCAUCCUACGAAGCUCACGCCGGGUAAAGUGAUGGAUCUUUCGUUCAGCAGUUUUGGCACCAUUGUUAGAACCGCAAUGACAUACCUGAACUUGCUCCGAACAGUCACGCUGUAAUCGCGCGAGUUACAUCAUAACAUGAAAAUAUUUUACUGUCUUAUACAGAGAACAAGCACUUGUAAUCCGAAAUCUUAAAUAACAACAUUCAUGCAAACC
Molecule: messenger RNA, 2416 nt
Organism: Ooceraea biroi (clonal raider ant)
Lineage: Eukaryota; Metazoa; Arthropoda; Insecta; Hymenoptera; Formicidae
Product: odorant receptor 2a
Biological process (GO): sensory perception of smell; detection of chemical stimulus involved in sensory perception of smell
Cellular component (GO): plasma membrane
Molecular function (GO): odorant binding; olfactory receptor activity
Source: RefSeq, a predicted model, not a curated record